Messenger RNA from Oncorhynchus keta (chum salmon), 1373 nucleotides. It is a transcript of the gene mul3, whose product is annotated as mitochondrial ubiquitin ligase activator of nfkb 1-A. Lineage: Eukaryota; Metazoa; Chordata; Actinopteri; Salmoniformes; Salmonidae. The transcript has 5 exons. The record is from RefSeq and is a predicted model, not a curated record. Gene Ontology annotation, molecular function: ubiquitin-protein transferase activity. The coding region runs from base 164 to 988 and encodes 274 amino acids. Gene Ontology annotation, biological process: protein ubiquitination; organelle organization.
CGGGUACGAAGCCCAACAUACCAUUGUCUCAGCAAGUGCAACGUCAGCAAACGCGUAGACUAAAGGAAGUGAAACCUGCAUGACGCGCCUUGACUUUAGUUUUCCAAUUGUUUCAGGUUAUUCGUUCCCAGUUUGACUGUAUGUUUUCGAAUAGAUUGACAGGAUGAGUGACCUUCCCAUCUUCAACCCAUUGGUCCUGAUCGGUGUGGGCUCCAGCUUUGCCUUCUCUGGCUUGUUUUACCACUUAUACAAAGAGAAGAAAGAAGAAAUGGUCAAGCUGAAGGAAAUACCCAAAUUCGUCCCGGAUCAACACUUGGUAAGGAUCCUCAAGGCAUCGCCCCACAGAAAACUGCAGUACGUCGCAGUAGAAGGUUUGGUCCAGGCGGACGGCGACACUCUGACCAGUCAGUUUGUCCCAAGAUGCUUUGGGGUGAUCCAGAAAAUAGCUGUAGAGGAACACUGGAAAGUGUGGAACAACAUCACUAGAACAUGGAACUCCAGAACGACCAACAGGAAGGAGACUAACAACGCCGUCCCCUUCAGUCUGGUUGAACCGGGCGCCUACAUCACCGACAUCGCUGUGAAGGUCCAUUCCCCUCUGGAGGCUUCCGGCUGGUUCCUGGAGAGAGUUCACUGCAGUGUCAAACACGCCCAGGAGGGCCUGGUGGACGUGUUGUUGGAGGGCCUCAGCGGCGAGCGGCCCAUGGCGCAGAAGGAGACGGAGGAGCUGCUCCGUGUUGGAACCACUAUGACAGGUUUCGGGGAGGUGGUGCUGGAGGGAGGGACAGGGACGACCAUGAGGCUGCAGGCGCCACAAGAUGGCCGCCGCUACAUCCUGGUCCCCACGGACUACAAGGGGUUUAUAGAGAGACAUGAGGGUACGGCCAAUCUGUGGAUGAGGCUGACGGCGCUGUUUGGGAUUACGGGAGCAUCGCUGCUGGCCGGGGCGGUUUAUAGUACGAUGGGGAAAAAGGACAGAAGGGAUUAGUAGUGAUGAUGCCCAAAUCGACUACCUUCUACCGAGCCCUCCUGCACAUCUAAAAUUAUUGGAUAGGUUUUAAGCAAUAUGUUGAAAAUUCAACCCAGCCUAUCAGAAGGUGAAGUAUAGCUUAAACUUAUCCUAUUUCUUUGUAGAUACAAAUAUAUUUUGUUAAUGACAGAUUAUGUCCUAGGUGAAUGGUAAAUGUCUGUGGUGAAUAUUAUUAAACCACUCAAUUUAUAGGAUUAUGGAGGACCAUAGUUAUUGCAAGACCGUGUCUUGACAAAUCCCGUCCACGGGGUAUCAGUGGCACAUAAGAGACAGUGUUUAAGUCGAUGAAUUAACAACAGAGUACUUACACUGGAACGUCGGCCAUUUUCUUUUCUUUUCUUUU